Thalassophryne amazonica is the source of this 1576-nucleotide messenger RNA. It is a transcript of the gene naa60, whose product is annotated as N-acetyltransferase 15 (GCN5-related, putative). Gene Ontology annotation, biological process: N-terminal peptidyl-methionine acetylation. NCBI's taxonomy places the organism in Eukaryota, Metazoa, Chordata, Actinopteri, Batrachoidiformes, Batrachoididae. The transcript is spliced from 6 exons. The record is from RefSeq and is a predicted model, not a curated record. Bases 198 to 926 code for a protein of 242 amino acids. Gene Ontology annotation, cellular component: Golgi membrane. Gene Ontology annotation, molecular function: protein-N-terminal amino-acid acetyltransferase activity; histone acetyltransferase activity.
AACCAUAACAGGAAGAAAACCACCAGAUGUUGUAGCUUCACUGUGGGUCACAUAACAACAUAUCAUUGUGUUUUCUGAGAAGAAAGUAAACUUGUAUUUUACAAUGGAGUGUUCGGAGUACUGACUGAAUAGUGUUUUCAUAAGAAGGAAUAUUGUCCCUGUCUUUCUUCCGAUCCAAGCGUUGAAACAAGGUGUGAAUGACUGACGUGGUGCCACCCACAGCACUAAGUGAAAUCCAGCUCCGGUUCCUCUGCCAUGAUGACAUUGAAAAUGUCAAGUUGCUCUGUGGUGAUUGGUUCCCAAUCGAGUACCCAGACUCAUGGUACCAGGACAUCACCUCAAACAAGAAGUUCUUCUCCCUGGCUGCUACCUUCAGAGGAGGCAUCGUUGGAAUGAUCGUGGCUGAAAUUAAAGGCCGAACAAAAGUACACAAAGAGGACGGAGACAUCCUGGCCUCCAGUUUUCCUGUGGACACACAAGUAGCCUACAUCCUCAGCCUGGGAGUGGUUAAAGAGUUUAGGAAACACGGCAUAGGCUCCCUGCUGCUGGACAGUUUGAAGGAGCACAUUUCAACCACAGCCCAGGACCACUGUAAGGCCAUCUACCUGCACGUCCUCACCACCAACAACACUGCCAUUCACUUCUAUGAGAACAGAGACUUCAGGCAGCACCACUACCUGCCGUACUACUACUCCAUACGAGGCGUCCUCAAAGACGGCUUCACUUAUGUGCUCUACAUCAACGGGGGUCAUCCGCCGUGGACAAUAUUUGACUACAUCCAGCACAUUGGUUCUGCCCUGGCCAGCCUGAGCCCGUGUUCCAUCCCACAGCGGCUGUACCGCCAGGCCCAGUCCCUGCUACGCUCACUGCUCCCGUGGUCCAACAUUGCCUCGAAGACCGGCAUACAGUACAGCAGAACCAUGUGACACAACAUGGUGGGCGCCAAUGACACAGCACCAUUUUGGACUUUUUCUGUCUAUAUUUGACAACAAAUGAAGGUCUGAUUCUGUAUCUUUUCUCUUUAGGGAGAACUUUUUUCUAAUCAGUCUUCCCUAUACACUGCAACAACAUACUCACAUUCUCUUGUCAAGUUUUCACACACAAUAACUGUGAAUGACACACAACUGACAUUCAGCCUGUGUGUCACCAUCACACCAAAAUAUCUGGGGCCGGUAAAAGCAUGUUUGGCACUGUUCCAGAUCCAGGCUCUUGGCUGUAGGUUGUAGUUCUGUACCCAUCACUGCUAAAUAUGGUGGUUACGUCUUUAAAAACCCAGUGCUGCAUUUACACUGGACACAGCAUUAACACCCCUGUCACAUCUUGACAAUACAGACAGCAUAUGCCAACUGUUUUAAAAAACGCUGGCAUACGCGGGCAUACUUCUAAUAUGUUAUGGGUAAGUUUUUUUUUAUAAGUUAAGAGCAUGAUGAUAUACGUCAUAAUACGCCAAGUACCUUGAAAAAUUUAGGGCAUGCUUAAGAUUUUUUGACGUAUGCCAGCGUAUGUCUCAUACAUCGCACACAUGCGGGACAUAAGUUGUAGAUGAUUGUUGACAUGUUUCUUGUAAUUUACUCAU